AGCUGGGGCCCGCGACUUUUCACACAGUCUCCCUGGAAGCCUCUCCUGUCCUGCUAUGGAGUGGACGGCGAAGGGGCGCUUACGCAGCUCUCGGUCGGUGAUGUGCAGGCCGUUCUCGGACUUUGCGUGAACGAGGGCAUUAAUAAUAAGUACGACUGGAGUGACGUUUUUCCGGUUGACAUUGAGCCUGAGAUGGUGGUGUGGACUCGAGCCACUCUGAAACUCGUCGAGCAGCAGCUGACACCACCUUGUGAGGACCGUCUGCAAGAGCUGCUGAGAAACGCGGUGGAAUUGGCCCGGGGUGAGGUCCCUUUGCGGCACCUGAUGAUGUUCUGGACGAGCGUCGGCAAGGUCCGGCUGACUCUACAUGAGCGUCAUGUCGACGGUGACGCUGAGACCGCGUCGGUAGCCAAGUUCGACGUUGGCCCUAUCAUCAGCCCAGUCAACGAAGACGGCGGGCGCAUCCGUUUUCGGCACACGCCUCCCAUAAUGCUGAGCCGCGAGUUGUACAAACAACACGGCGGCGAGUUUUACGCCGCGGUGGUUGAGAUGCCGGAGAUGGUGGUCUGCCCUGCGGAGACGCUCCGAGAAGAAGAACCCAUAUUUGAGGCCAUGUUGGCAAUUCUCAUUCUUGUCAAACAGGACAACAAUACCUUUGCCAGGAUUCAGGCGGCCAUGGUUUGUACAACAAAAUGGGCGCUUUGUCGGCCGGAAGCCGGGCUUGUCGUGCUGGUCUGAGGGCACGCGGAUUCCAUCAGGGAGGAUAAGGGAGCCGUACCAUGUAUGUUUUCAGUGCCGAGUGCAAAUGCGGUUGCAAAGAAAGUCAGCGAGGAUGGAUGGAUGGAUGGAAUUUAUUUCGCCCGGAGGCGCGAAGCCUAAAGGGCCUUAGCACGCUAACUACAUCCAAUUCGUUGACGUCCAACCAUCAACUCGUACAGGCCCUCUACUCUCUCCCCUUUUCUCACGCCACCUGUUGCCUCUUGACUUAGUUCAGCAGAUCGACUUGGAG
Molecule: messenger RNA, 1009 nt
Organism: Parathielavia appendiculata
Lineage: Eukaryota; Fungi; Ascomycota; Sordariomycetes; Sordariales; Chaetomiaceae
Exons: 1
Coding region: 193-738 (181 amino acids)
Source: RefSeq, a predicted model, not a curated record